UUUUGAGAGCGCUGGCCCAAAUCGUCCAUGUAAAUAAAGUCCAUCAUCCCCCGUCCCAGAUCGCCUCCGGAUCCAUCACAAAUCCAAGGAGUAGCACCGCCAGGUAGAACACGCACGGGAGAGAGAGAAAGAGUGCGAAGCGAAGCGAGGAUAGCCGCUCUCGCGAAACCCUAGAAUGGAGAGAUCGAGCCACCGCGCCAGGGAGGAGCGAGACCACAAGCACCGGAGCCGAGAAUCCGACGAGAAGCGCUCCUCGCGCGACGACAAGCACCGCGACUCCGAUCACCACCACCGCCUCCACCGCAGGUCCAAGCGCGGAGAUCGGGAGAGCUCUCGCGACCGCGAGAGGUCCCACGACUCGCGCGGCGGCGGCGACGACGACGAUCGCGGCGGCGACGGCGGCGGCGGCUUCCGUCGCGAGAGGUCGCGCGACCUGCGGGACGAGAGGGAGGGCAGCAGGGAUAGGGAGAGUAAGCGGGAGAGGGAUUACGAGCCGAGGAGGGAGAGGGAAGGCAGUCGGGAUAGGGCCAGGUACGGGGAAGCGAGGCGCGAGAGGUCCCACGACGAGUAUUCUUCGCGCGCGAGGGAGGGUUCGGUGGAGAGGAGGCACAAGAGGAAGGAGAGGGAGAGGAGCGAGGACGGCGGGAUUGAUGGAGAGGAUGCGGUGGAUAGGGUUUCCGAGGCAGAGAAAAAGCAGAGGAGGCGGUUCGAGGAUGCGAAUGGUGAUCGGAGGGAGGAGAGGAGAGAGCGGAGGAAGUUCGGGGAUAAGGUGGAUCAGGAGCGUUUAGAGGACGGAAACCGCCUGAAUGUGAAUUCGAGUGUUACUGUUAAUGUGAAUGAGGUUAAGGUGAAGGAAGUCGGUGAUGGUGAGGGUGACGGCACUGCCAACGGCGGUGUAUUCACUGCAAAUGGUGUGGCUCCUGAACCGCCCACCAUGACAUCAAGGACUCUGCCUAGCUCCACUCUAACCUCUACUCAUCCCUUCCCUACCAAGGUAUCUUCAAUUUCUACCACAAAUGAAAAUAAGGGAGUUAGUAUUACCGGAUCUCAUGAGGUUCCUGGAAAAACUAGUACAGAUUGGACAUCUUCAGCAGCUGGAAAAAGUGGAAGUUUAUCCCUUGAUGCUUUAGCAAAAGCUAAGAAAGCUUUACAAAUGCAGAAGGAAUUGUCAGAGAAGCUGAAGAAAAUUCCUUUGCUAAACAAAAGUGCAAAGUCAGUAUCAGAUGGUGCCCAGGUGCCAAAGGAGGGGACGGAUGCCUCUCCUUUGGCUUCUGCUAAGCCUUUAUCAGCUGGUUUCACGUCCAGUUCAUUAUCCUUGCCUGCUGCUGAUGCUGCAUCCUCUGUGAACCCUCCUGCCAGUGGUGUACCAACUGCUUCUGGUUUGUUAAGUGCACCCAACUAUGAAGCUGUAAAGCGAGCGCAGGAGCUUGCAGCAAAGAUGGGAUUUCGCCAGGAUCCACAGUUUGCUCCUCUCAUCAAUUUAUUUCCAGGUCAAGUGGCAGCUGAUCUUUCUCUGCCACAAAAGCCUACCAAGGCCCCAGUCUUGCGUCUGGAUGCACUUGGCAGAGAGAUAGAUGAACAUGGAAAUUUAGUGAAUAUUUCAAAACCAAGCAACCUCAGCACUCUCAAGGUUAACAUCAACAAACAAAAGAAGGAUGCCUUUCAAAUUCUAAAACCUGAUCUGGAUAUUGAUCCUGAAUCGAAUCCUCAUUUUGAUGAAAGGAUGGGUAUCGAUAAAACCAAACUUCUAAGACCAAAGAGAAUGAGUUUUCAAUUUGUUGAAGAAGGCAAAUGGUCGAGAGAAGCGGAGAUCAUGAAGUUAAAGAGUCAAUUUGGAGAAGCGCGGGCAAAGGAACAAAAGGCUAAGCAAGCACAGUUGGCAAAGGCAAAGUCAGCACCUGAUAUUAAUCCUAAUUUGAUUGAGGUGUCAGAAAGAGUUAUUACAAAGGAAAAACCAAAAGACAUGAUUCCUGAAAUUGAGUGGUGGGAUUUGCCUCUCCUGCAAGCUGGUAAUUAUGGUGAAGUAAUUGAUGGCAUCAUCUCUGAUGAUAAAUUGAAGAGGGACAAGAUCACUAUAUAUGUGGAGCACCCUCGUCCUAUUGAGCCCCCAGCAGAGCCUGCCCCUCCACCACCUCAACCGUUGAAGUUGACCAAGAAGGAGCAGAAAAAACUGCGCACACAACGGCGGUUAGCCAGGGAAAAGGAAAGGCAAGAGAUGAUUAGACAGGGCCUGAUAGAACCACCAAAACCAAAAGUCAAGAUGAGCAAUUUAAUGAAAGUUCUUGGUUCUGAAGCGACCCAAGAUCCCACCCGGCUUGAAAGGGAAAUCCGCGCUGCAGCUGCUGAGCGUGAACAAGCUCACGUGGACAGGAACAUUGCUCGUAAGCUAACUCCUGCUGAGCGGAGGGAGAAGAAAGAGAGAAAGCUCUUUGAUGACCCCAACACACUGGAAACUGUUGUCUCUGUCUACAGGGUCAAUGAUCUCUCGCACAAGCAGACCCGAUUCAAGGUCGAUGUCAAUGCUCAAGAGAACCGGUUGACGGGAUGUGCGGUGAUAUCCGAUGGCAUAAGUGUUGUCGCUGUUGAAGGUGGAAGCAAGUCUAUUAAGAGAUAUGGCAAACUAAUGCUGCGGCGAAUAAAUUGGGCUGCUGCCGUGAAUGAUGAGGAUGAAGAGGAAGAUGACAGUGAGGAUAAGCCAGUGAAUAAGUGUGUGUUAGUGUGGCAAGGAAGCGUUGCAAAAGCAAGCUUCAAUAGGUUCACCGUUCAUGAGUGCAUCACUGAAGCUGCUGCAAGAAAGGUCUUCUCUGAUGCCGGUGUGGGUCAUUACUGGGAUCUUGCAGUCAACUUUUCAGACGAUCAGAUGUAAAGACAUUGAUCAUGCAGGUAAUUCCAUUGAGGGAUGUGCUUCAUGAUGAGCUGGUUUGCUAGCGAUCUGGUGGUAUGGAUUUUGCAAGGUCAUGAUUCUUCGUCUGAACAGGCCAAAACUGAUUUCAUUUUGUACUCUUCAUUAUGAGAUGGGUCUCCUUUCUAUGAUGCCUAUCUUUUUGUGUCCAUGAAUAAGAACCUUCUACUCGUAGGGCUUUUGGUAUAAACUUGCGUGAUUCAGGACGAGCUCAGCCAGAUACUCUUCAUGGAUCUUUGUGUUCUGCCUUGUGGUUCUUUCUUCUAGAGUAUAUUUGACUGUUGUCAAUCUAUGUUAUAUAUUUUUGCUCUA
Messenger RNA from Syzygium oleosum, 3214 nucleotides. Its product is annotated as protein RDM16. NCBI's taxonomy places the organism in Eukaryota, Viridiplantae, Streptophyta, Magnoliopsida, Myrtales, Myrtaceae. Gene Ontology annotation, cellular component: U4/U6 x U5 tri-snRNP complex. The record is from RefSeq and is a predicted model, not a curated record. The transcript is spliced from 6 exons. The coding region runs from base 176 to 2866 and encodes 896 amino acids. Gene Ontology annotation, biological process: mRNA splicing, via spliceosome.